AUGAAGCGCCUCACACCGCUCCUCCUCGCCGCCAUAGGCACCGCGGCAGCCCAGACCACCACCAAAAUCGACGUCGUCGUGCCGUACAUGGGCGAAUCGUCAUGGCACGUCUCGGUCGAGGACGCCAAGCCCGCCGCGACCACCUACAUCCUGGGCUGCGAGGUCGACAUGGCCAGGACGGGAUGCGCGUCGGACGACGACUCGGUCAUGAACGGUGCGUGGGACGGCCUCACCAUCAUCAGCGGGCCCAAGACCUUUGCGGUGCAUCACAGCUUCAGUGACCGCGACAUGUCCAUCGGCUACGAGGGCUCCACGGUGGGCAACGAGAUGCGCUACAUGGAGAUCCAGACCAUGAACGGCGCGACGGUGCGCAUGGGCAGCUUCAACGGCGACAAGCGCGCCAUGACGGUCCACCUCACGGCGACGGCCGGCCUCGAGAAGCUGGCGGCGGCCGCGACGAUGGCGCCGGAGACGGGCGUCUCGAGCGGGCUGGCUUCGGCGACGAGCGGCACCGGAUCGGCGGCGGGACCCACUCCGACGCCCAACGCCGGGUCCGGGCUCCGGGUUGCGAGGGCGGAGGUCCUGGCGGGUGUCGUCGGGGUUGCUGUUUUGGGAGUGAUGAUGAUUUGA
Colletotrichum karsti is the source of this 630-nucleotide messenger RNA. RefSeq lists its product as uncharacterized. The transcript has 2 exons. NCBI's taxonomy places the organism in Eukaryota, Fungi, Ascomycota, Sordariomycetes, Glomerellales, Glomerellaceae. The coding region runs from base 1 to 630 and encodes 209 amino acids. The record is from RefSeq and is a predicted model, not a curated record.